This is a messenger RNA of Mya arenaria, 2330 nucleotides long. RefSeq names its product cerebellin-4-like. The transcript has 3 exons. The coding region runs from base 32 to 676 and encodes 214 amino acids. NCBI's taxonomy places the organism in Eukaryota, Metazoa, Mollusca, Bivalvia, Myida, Myidae. Gene Ontology annotation, molecular function: protein binding. The record is from RefSeq and is a predicted model, not a curated record.
UGUUUGAAGAAAGGGCACAUUCAACUCAACCAUGCACUGCAUUUCGCUUAUUUUCAUCAGUUGUUUUCUCAAUAUCGCGCUCGGCGAAAGCGUGGACGAGGAUAAUGUUCGUCCUGAGAAUUUUGAGGAGAGACUCAGUCGAUUAGAGGAACUCGUUGACAUUCAGUCACAAACCAUUACGGAUCUACGGGAAGAUAAUACAAACCUGAGGGAGACAUGUCUCAACUCUUCUCUUGUGAUGGAAUCGCACCAUAUAUCUAAAAGAUACAGUAAUGAACAGGUUGCAUUUUACGCCUACCUCAGCCAGGGUAAAUGCUUCAGUGAACACGAGACGUUCAUUUUCAACACUGAGUUGCUAGACAGUGCUAACAGCUACUCAACCCAUGUUGGCGUUUUCAUCACCCCAGUCACUGGGGUCUACGCUUUCUCGUUCAAUGUUGUUUCUGCAUGGCUCGAACAUACUCAGGCUGAGCUGAUGGUUAACGGACAUGUGAAGGCCAGAGUGUUUGCAGACUCUGAUACUGUUAAAGAUGUUCACACUGCUUCAAACACGGUCGUCCUUGCACUACAGAUCAAUGACCAUGUCUACGUUAGACGGGGGAGUAAUGCUUUUUGUACCGUUGUUAGUUUAGAGACAGCACAAUGGACGUAUUUCGCCGGCUGGCGGGUUUUCUAGCGAGCCAUUCAAAUGAUUUGAUCCCUUCGUUAUCUGAUUUAAUGAAAUCGUUCUCCCGAUUGUGUUGUGUUAUGGAGUAUUAAAAAAAUAAUGUCUCAAAUUUCAGCAUUUUUUUGUAUAUUUACAAAAAUUAAAAUAUGAUUCUUUCGUUACUGUGAAUACAGAUAGUGAUAUUAAGAUCCCUAUAUCAGGUGGAAUAAUUCAACUAUUUGUGAUUCAUUGCAGCAGUUCAAUAAUUAUUCUAGUAAAUGUAUGCCUGUGCUAUAGAACUCCCUUCCCGAAGAAUAAUGCUCUAGCACAAUUUUUAAUCAGUUUAAAAGUUUAAUGACAAAUUGGAAUGGUAAAGAAUGUAAAUGUGUUGCUUGUUCACGGGCCUAAACAACAUAGCACAGGUAUACCUUUUUCUGACCUGUAGUAUGUUAAAUGCAUAAUCUGUUCUUUUUCUGUGUACUUGCAUUUUAACUGUGUUGUUUGUAUUGCUCUGUAGUAUCGCCUUACUUGGCAUUGUUUUGUAAUCUUACAUUAUUUUGCAUAGUUAAGCUUUUGUAUUACUGCUUUAUUUUGCAGUGUGUUGCUUGCGUUAUUUUGCCUUUUGGUUAGCUGCUUAAGAAAAUAUCAUGCAUGUCUGUUUAUCUGGUAUAACCUGGAUACCUGUAACCUAGCAUUAUUUGGAUUUUCUGUGUCUUUUGCUUAGCUGCUUAAGAAAUAUCAUGCAUGUCUGUUUAUCUUGAAUAACCUGGAUACCUGUAACCUAGCAUUAAUGUGAUUUUCUGUGUGCCAUGUCAGUAAUAAUAUAAUAUUUAAUAAUUUAUACCAAAUGAUUCAGUUUUAUUUACUCUGAGUAACAUGCUAAUCAGGUCACUUCAAAUCUGAUUUGAGCUGAUAUUUUGAUUUCUUAUGCCAUUUUUUAAACAAACACACUUGUGUCAUUUACAUUUUUUGUCUUGUACUAAUGUCUUUUAAGCUCUUUUAAACCUCUUUUGGUAAGAUCAGCAUGUCUCCCAUGGUUUUUAUGCUGUGAUUAUGUAAGUUUUACUCUCUUGUCGCUGCUUUAUAUGUUAUCCAUAUACAUUUGUUACGUUGGUUAUCUAAGCUCAUCAGAGCUUAUGUUGUCUGUAUAUCUAUCUUGCCGAAUUUAAAUAAAUCUUAUCCUUUUUUUAUCUUAUAGUUUGCUUAUGGGGCUGGACAUAUUAUUCUGAACGGUGUUGCAACAUCAUCAUUUUUUGGCAAUAAUUUACUUGUAGUAUUUUUAUUUUUUCAUUUGAUAGAAAACUAUAAAUACUUUGCAAUAUUAUAUGUCUAUUGCAUAUUUAUUUUACAAAUGUUCUUUUGUUCGUAACAGAUCUACCACGUCAAAAGUUCAUGUUCAAAAUAUAUAUCGUUAAUGCUUAUCGCCUUAAGCGCAUUUUGUUGUCAAUAUGUCUUAUUUCUAAUACACAGUAUGUUAUGUAAUAUUAACUAAUAAGUAGCUCUAUGACAGUCACGUGAUAGAUACUCACCAAAAUAUAAAGAAAAGGGACACUCGAUUUUAAACAUCUCUCUAAGGAAAUCCUACCUUAUGUAUCUUUUCUCAUUUAUGUGUUUUAAAAGGAAUAAUAUUGCACUUUUGGUUAUUUGGUAUCAUCACAAAAUAUAAUAAAAUACUUUACUGGAG